AUGGCAACCCGAGUGUUUGUGGGUGGUCUUACUUAUAAAAUUCGUGAGCGUGAUUUAGAAAAGUUCUUCAGAAAGUAUGGAAGAAUCAAGGAGGUUUCCAUGAAAAAUGGUUACGCGUUUGUGGAAUUCGACGAUCACAGAGACGCCGACGACGCUUGCUAUGAGCUAAACGGUAAGGAGUUAAUGGGGGAAAGAAUUACUGUAGAAAGAGCCCGUGGUACGCCCCGCGGAAGUGAUCAGUGGCGGGGAAGCGGUCGAGAUAGAGGUUAUGGCGGUCCACGCGGUAGAAACGAUAAUUCUAGAGCUCGUGACAAGUAUGGCCCCCCGACUCGUACAGAAUACAGAGUUAUUGUUGAAAACUUGUCUAGUCGUUGUAGCUGGCAAGAUUUGAAGGAUUACAUGCGUAAAGCCGGUGAGGUAACAUUUGCUGAUGCUCAUAAACUAGUUCCAAAUGAGGGAGUCGUCGAAUUUGUUUCAUACAGCGAUAUGAAAAAUGCUAUUGAAAAGCUGGAUGAUACUGAGAUUAAUGGCCGCAGAAUUAGAGUUUUCGAAGAUAGAAGAGGUGGACGAAGAAACAACAGAUCUGUAAGCCGCAGCCGAUCACGGUCAAGACGUCGCUCCAAGUCAAGAAGUGCCAGCCGUAAUAAGAGCCAUUCUAAGUCAAGAUCUAGAUCACAUUCCAAAGAUAAUAAGAGGAGGUCAAAUUCUAGAUCUGAAGACAGAAUUUAA
Molecule: messenger RNA, 729 nt
Organism: Diabrotica balteata
Lineage: Eukaryota; Metazoa; Arthropoda; Insecta; Coleoptera; Chrysomelidae
Source: the annotation of a GenBank genome assembly